GGGUGACGAGUCCCAACACCGCACCACAGUUCACAACACGAGGCACCACCAGCACCAGCCACCAAUCCAAACCCCCAAAGGCCAAGGCCGAAACUCCUUUCCCCACGCCCUGACCUCACUCAGAUUCUCUUUUCCCGAGAAAAAAAACCUACCCUCCCUCUUUUUUCUCUCACCAAACCCUCCCUCACCCAUCCGUGUCUGUUCGUUUCUCUGUAUAACGGAUUCUCCGCCGGGAAACCUGAAUUUUCCGGCAAACUCAACCCCUAACCGAAAUGGUCUCCCCUGAAAAUACCAACUGGCUCUACGAUUAUGACUUGAUCGACGAUAUCCCUGUCCCUGAUGGGAAUUUCUCUGCUUCCAACCCGGGAUUCUCCUGGCCCGCACAGGCCCUGAAUGGUUCUCCUAACGUCAGUGUGGAGAUUGAUGGCUCAUUGGGGGAUUCAGAUGGCAUCAAGGACUGUGGCCCAAAGAAAAGGGGCAGAUCUGAAUUGUGCUGUGCAUCUAGUUCCAAAGCUUCUCGGGAGAAGUUGAGGAGGGAUAGACUGAAUGACAAGUUUGUGGAAUUGGGCUCCAUUAUGGAGCCCGGGAGGCCUCCAAAAACGGACAAGGCUGCUAUUUUAAUUGACGCUGUCCGAAUGGUGACUCAGUUACGGGGUGAAGCCCAGAAGUUGAAGGACACAAAUUCAAGUCUCCAGGAGAAGAUUAAAGAGUUGAAGGCUGAGAAAAAUGAGCUUCGCGAUGAGAAGCAGAGGCUGAAGGCAGAGAAAGAGAAGUUGGAGCAGCAACUGAAAGGCAUGAAUGCGCAACCUGGUUACUUGCCAGCUCCUCCUCCAAUGCCUGCUGCAUUUGCUGCUCAGGGCCAGGCCCCUGGCAGCAAGUUGGUGCCUUUCAUUAGUUACCCAGGAGUCGCAAUGUGGCAAUUCAUGCCACCUGCUGCAGUGGAUACCUCACAGGAUCAUGUACUCCGACCACCGGUUGCUUAGGUUGGUAGUCCAUGAUGAUUUGGACUCAAUGCCCAAACAAGUGUAUUCGAUUUGUCAUUCCUAUUGCCUGUAGUAGUUUUUGCUCAAUUCUCAUAAGCUGUAACUGGAUUUUAUGGGAAACUUUAUUUUCUAUCGAAGGAACAUUUAUGAAUU
Messenger RNA from Juglans microcarpa x Juglans regia, 1136 nucleotides. Its product is annotated as transcription factor ILR3-like. The transcript is spliced from 5 exons. The coding region runs from base 273 to 983 and encodes 236 amino acids. Lineage: Eukaryota; Viridiplantae; Streptophyta; Magnoliopsida; Fagales; Juglandaceae. The record is from RefSeq and is a predicted model, not a curated record. Gene Ontology annotation, biological process: intracellular iron ion homeostasis; regulation of DNA-templated transcription. Gene Ontology annotation, molecular function: DNA-binding transcription factor activity; protein dimerization activity.